UCCUCUAGUUUCUGGUUAAAACCGUGAAAGAAACUCUUGUUCACUUUCACAUUGAGUUGAGAGAUUCUGAGCUCUGCAGAUUUUCAGUUGACCAACAGCUCACUGCUCAUACUGCAGACAUGAAGUUUGUGAUCCUGUUUGCUCUUUUGAGUGGAGUUUUCUCUGCCCCAUUUAUGAAGGAAGAGAAAGCGAAGGGAUUCAUCCGGCUGAAGAGACAGUCGGGUUACUGGGAUCCAUACCACUCUCAAAACCAGUGGGGAUACACCAUUCAAGAACAGGCUAAUGAAUACUGGACCGCCCUCAGAACUGAUGCUCAGUACUACAUGGAUAUGGGUAACCUGAUGUUUGACCGCUCUGUGGCUGAUGAAAACAACAGGAGGUACAUGGAGAUGCUACGCCAUGCCAGAGCUCACCUGGACAGUCAGACGGGUCGACAGUGAUAAGAAGCAUUGACAAGAAACUAUGAGAAGCCCUUAAAUCCCACCGAAGAUACAAAAAAUGAAGUUGUUUGUAUGCGUUUCAUUGGUUAUUUAUUGUCUACUUUUCCCCUUUUGAUUGUGUAGGUUUUUCUAUUAAAACACACAACAUAUGAUGAGACGUCAGUGCCCACACAGAUUAAAACUACUGUAAUAUUAUACAGUCACUCAUAAACACAGUCUGAGAAAAAAUUUAGGAAAUUAAUAGUUUUGCUUGUUAUAUGUUAAAAUAUUAUAAACUGUACACAUCUAUAUAAAGUGUGUGUGUUCAUAUGAAACAUUUAUGUAUCAGAGCUUUUGUUGUAUUGCAGUAUGGAUACUUGUAGAAAAUGAUGCAUUUUAUUUAAUCAUAAAAGUCUGAAUAAGUCUAUAA
This is a messenger RNA of Sphaeramia orbicularis (orbiculate cardinalfish), 849 nucleotides long. RefSeq lists its product as uncharacterized. NCBI's taxonomy places the organism in Eukaryota, Metazoa, Chordata, Actinopteri, Kurtiformes, Apogonidae. The transcript is spliced from 5 exons. Bases 120 to 440 code for a protein of 106 amino acids. The record is from RefSeq and is a predicted model, not a curated record.